Glycine soja is the source of this 4721-nucleotide messenger RNA. Its product is annotated as pleiotropic drug resistance protein 1-like. The coding region runs from base 1 to 4425 and encodes 1474 amino acids. Gene Ontology annotation, molecular function: ATP binding; ABC-type transporter activity; ATP hydrolysis activity. Gene Ontology annotation, cellular component: membrane. The record is from RefSeq and is a predicted model, not a curated record. NCBI's taxonomy places the organism in Eukaryota, Viridiplantae, Streptophyta, Magnoliopsida, Fabales, Fabaceae. The transcript has 23 exons.
AUGGAGGGUGGGGGUAGUAGUUUUAGGAUUGGAAGUUCAUCCAUUUGGAGGAACAGCGACGCGGCGGAGAUCUUCUCAAACUCUUUCCACCAAGAGAAUGAUGAAGAGGCUCUUAAAUGGGCUGCCAUUCAGAAACUUCCUACAGUUGCGCGUUUGAGGAAAGCUUUGAUCACUUCACCCGAUGGCGAGUCCAAUGAGAUCGAUGUAAAGAAACUUGGGUUGCAAGAAAAGAAAGCUUUGCUUGAAAGACUGGUGAAAACUGCUCAAGAGGACAAUGAGAAGUUUUUGCUCAAGCUCAAGGACAGAAUUGAUAGAGUUGGAAUUGAUCUUCCUACCAUAGAGGUUCGGUUUGAGAACCUGAGCAUCGAAGCAGAAGCUCGUGCAGGAACUAGAGCUUUGCCUACAUUCACUAACUUCAUCGUUAAUAUACUGGAGGGCUUGUUGAACUCUCUUCAUGUACUUCCAAACAGAAAACAACAUUUAAACAUUCUAGAGGAUGUUAGCGGAAUAAUAAAGCCUGGAAGAAUGACAUUGCUUUUAGGCCCUCCAAGUUCUGGGAAAACCACACUCCUACUAGCCUUGGCUGGAAAACUUGAUCCAAAAUUAAAGUUCUCUGGAAAGGUAACUUAUAAUGGUCACGGGAUGAAUGAGUUUGUACCCCAAAGGACUGCUGCUUAUGUCAAUCAAAAUGAUCUUCACGUUGCAGAAUUGACGGUCAGAGAAACCUUGGCCUUCUCAGCCAGGGUCCAAGGAGUUGGACCUCGUUACGACUUGCUGGCGGAAUUGUCCAGAAGAGAAAAAGAGGCAAAUAUCAAGCCUGAUCCAGAUAUUGAUGCCUAUAUGAAGGCUGUAGCAUCUGAAGGACAGAAGGCAAAUAUGAUAACAGAUUAUAUCCUGAGGAUUUUGGGACUAGAGGUUUGUGCUGAUACUGUUGUAGGAAAUGCAAUGUUAAGAGGUAUCUCUGGUGGACAAAGGAAACGUGUUACAACAGGGGAGAUGCUAGUUGGACCAGCUAAAGCUCUUUUCAUGGAUGAAAUAUCCACUGGUUUGGAUAGCUCAACGACUUUUCAGAUUGUGAAUUCACUAAAGCAAUAUGUCCACAUUCUCAAAGGAACCACAGUCAUCUCACUCCUGCAGCCAGCACCAGAGACUUACAAUCUUUUUGAUGACAUCAUUCUACUCUCUGAUAGUCACAUUGUGUAUCAGGGUCCUCGUGAACACGUGCUUGAAUUUUUCGAAUUAAUGGGUUUUAAAUGUCCCCAGAGGAAAGGUGUGGCAGACUUUUUGCAAGAAGUUACAUCAAGGAAAGAUCAGGAGCAGUACUGGGCACACAAAGAUCAGCCUUAUAGAUUUGUCACAGCCAAAGAGUUCUCGGAGGCACAUAAGUCAUUUCAUAUUGGGAGAAGCCUUGGUGAAGAACUUGCUACUGAAUUUGACAAGUCUAAGAGCCACCCAGCCGCAUUGACAACCAAAAUGUAUGGAGUGGGAAAAUGGGAGCUGUUAAAAGCUUGCUUAUCGAGGGAAUAUUUACUUAUGAAGCGCAAUUCAUUCGUCUACACCUUCAAACUUUGCCAAGUAGGUUUGGAAAUUGGAAUGUUUCAUUUUAUUGUCUUAUCACCUAAUGCGAUUAUUAUCUUACUGAAAUGUUUCCCCUCCUUUCAGCUUGCUGUAUUAGCAAUUAUUGCCAUGACCAUUUUCCUCCGGACCGAGAUGCACAGAGAUUCAGUGACUCAUGGAGGCAUAUAUGUGGGUGCAUUGUUCUAUGGUGUUGUUGUGAUUAUGUUCAAUGGAUUGGCUGAACUUUCCAUGGUCGUUUCACGGCUUCCUGUUUUCUACAAGCAAAGGGACUAUCUCUUCUUCCCUUCAUGGGUAUAUGCACUUCCUGCAUGGAUCCUAAAAAUCCCCCUGACUUUUGUGGAAGUGGGUGUUUGGGUAUUCCUCACCUACUAUGCCAUUGGUUUUGAUCCAUAUGUUGGAAGAUUGUUUAGGCAAUACCUUGUUCUUGUACUAGUAAAUCAAAUGGCAUCGGCAUUGUUCCGAUUAGUUGCAGCAGUUGGGAGGGAAAUGACAGUGGCUCUAACACUUGGGUCGUUUACACUGGCCAUCCUAUUUGCUAUGAGUGGUUUUGUCCUAUCAAAAGAAAAUAUUAAAAAAUGGUGGCUAUGGGGCUUCUGGAUCUCACCUAUGAUGUAUGGACAAAAUGCCAUGGUAAAUAAUGAGUUCCUUGGGAAGAGAUGGAGACAUUUUCUACCUAACUCAACCGAGGCACUAGGAGUUGAAAUUUUGAAAUCCCGUGGAUUCUUCACUCAGUCAUACUGGUACUGGAUAGGUGUUGGGGCUUUGAUUGGAUAUACAUUACUUUUCAACUUUGGCUACAUCCUUGCUCUCACAUACUUAAAUCCACUUGGGAAACAUCAAGCUGUUAUAUCAGAGGAACCUCAAAUCAAUGACCAGAGUGGUGAUAGUAAAAAGGGAACUAAUGUGUUGAAGAGCAUACAACGUAGCUUCUCUCAGCACUCAAAUAGAGUGAGAAAUGGCAAAAGUUUAAGUGGAAGCACCUCUCCCGAGACAAACCAUAACAGGACAAGAGGAAUGAUUCUUCCUUCUGAACCUCAUUCCAUCACCUUUGAUGAUGUAACAUAUUCUGUCGACAUGCCUGUGGAAAUGAGGAAUAGAGGUGUUGUUGAGGAUAAAUUGGCUCUAUUGAAGGGUGUCAGUGGAGCUUUCAGGCCAGGUGUUCUCACUGCUCUAAUGGGUGUCACAGGUGCAGGCAAAACAACUCUGAUGGAUGUACUCGCUGGUAGAAAAACUGGGGGAUAUAUUGGGGGGAAUAUCACAAUCUCUGGUUAUCCAAAGAAGCAAGAAACAUUUGCACGGAUUUCUGGAUACUGCGAGCAAAAUGAUAUCCACUCUCCUCAUGUUACUGUAUAUGAAUCUUUGCUUUACUCAGCAUGGCUUCGACUGUCCCCAGAAAUCAAUGCUGACACCAGGAAGAUGUUCAUCGAGGAAGUUAUGGAACUUGUGGAACUGAAAGCACUAAGGAACGCAUUAGUUGGAUUGCCUGGUAUUAAUGGUCUCUCAACAGAGCAACGCAAAAGGUUGACUAUUGCAGUUGAACUUGUGGCAAAUCCUUCUAUAAUAUUUAUGGAUGAGCCAACUUCUGGGCUAGAUGCAAGAGCUGCUGCUAUUGUCAUGAGAACAGUUAGGAACACAGUAGACACCGGAAGAACAGUUGUCUGUACCAUCCAUCAGCCAAGCAUAGACAUAUUUGAAUCUUUUGAUGAGCUUUUGCUAAUGAAGCAAGGAGGCCAAGAAAUAUAUGUGGGGCCACUUGGACAUCAUUCUUCCCAUUUAAUUAAUUACUUUGAGGGAAUCCAAGGUGUCAAUAAGAUUAAAGAUGGCUAUAAUCCGGCAACAUGGAUGCUGGAAGUCUCGACUUCAGCAAAAGAAAUGGAAUUGGGGAUUGAUUUUGCUGAGGUGUACAAAAAUUCAGAGUUAUACAGGAGAAACAAAGCACUUAUUAAAGAAUUGAGUACUCCAGCUCCUGGUUCAAAAGACCUUUAUUUCCCAUCACAGUACUCAACCUCCUUCCUCACUCAAUGCAUGGCUUGCUUAUGGAAACAACAUUGGUCUUACUGGCGCAAUCCUCUAUACACUGCUAUAAGAUUUCUUUACUCAACUGCUGUAGCUGCUGUGCUUGGUAGCAUGUUCUGGGACCUUGGCUCCAAAAUUGACAAACAACAAGAUCUUUUCAAUGCCAUGGGCUCCAUGUAUGCUGCUGUUCUCCUUAUUGGCAUUAAGAAUGCUAAUGCAGUGCAGCCAGUGGUUGCUGUUGAGCGAACAGUCUUUUAUAGGGAAAAAGCAGCCGGAAUGUAUUCAGCUUUACCGUAUGCUUUUGCUCAGGUUCUAAUUGAGCUCCCAUAUGUUCUAGUACAAGCUGUGGUAUAUGGCAUUAUAAUUUAUGCCAUGAUUGGUUUUGAGUGGACUGUAACUAAAGUUUUCUGGUACCUAUUCUUCAUGUACUUCACCUUCCUGACCUUCACCUACUAUGGCAUGAUGUCAGUAGCAGUGACCCCAAACCAACACAUUUCUUCUAUAGUUUCCUCUGCAUUCUAUGCAGUGUGGAAUCUCUUCUCAGGAUUCAUAGUCCCACGACCGAGAAUUCCAGUGUGGUGGAGGUGGUACAGUUGGGCAAAUCCUGUAGCAUGGAGUUUGUAUGGAUUGGUGGCUUCACAAUAUGGAGAUAUAAAGCAAAGCAUGGAAUCCAGCGACGGGAGAACGACAGUGGAAGGCUUUGUAAGAAGCUACUUUGGUUUCAAGCAUGAUUUUCUGGGAGUGGUUGCAGCUGUGAUUGUUGCAUUCCCAGUAGUCUUUGCAUUGGUCUUUGCCAUAUCAGUGAAGAUGUUCAAUUUCCAACGGCGUUAAGAUCGAACGUGUUCAAGUAGUUUGUACAGGGUGUUUCAUGUAAUGUAACAUGUUGAGAGAAGAUAUCCACAUAGCUUUUUUUUAUUCUUUUAUUUACCAAUUAAAUUAAACUUAUCAUAGUCGAAAUCCACUAGGAUCUGUCAACAGUAGUGGAGAAAUUUAGUUAGUUUUCAUGAGAUCAUAGAUUUAAAUCUCAUUGGCAUAUCACUGUAAAAAAAAGUGUAUCAUAUUUGAUGAUAUUAAUAUAUGUAACACUUGAUAUAGUUAGUAAAUGCAUAUGUUAUUUCGUUCUUUUU